Messenger RNA from Drosophila gunungcola (fruit fly), 3002 nucleotides. It is a transcript of the gene ced-6, whose product is annotated as PTB domain-containing adapter protein ced-6. The record is from RefSeq and is a predicted model, not a curated record. The transcript is spliced from 8 exons. Bases 822 to 2381 code for a protein of 519 amino acids. NCBI's taxonomy places the organism in Eukaryota, Metazoa, Arthropoda, Insecta, Diptera, Drosophilidae.
GAGGGUGAUCGGUUUAUCGAAGUAGCGGACCGUGUAGGUGCAGAGGAUAUUCCCCAUAGCACUGUUGUUGUUGUAGUUGCUGUCGCUGGCCGUUGUUGUUGUGCUGCUGCUGUGUUAUCGUGUAAAUUUGCGCAGUUCAGCCUGGAAAGAGAGAGAGCGGAAAAUCGUUGUUUUUGUAAAUCUCCCAACCCUACCAGCCUCCCGCCACUGUUGUUGUGAUUUUCGCCUCGCGUGUAACUAAAAAAAAGAAGUAAUAUAAUCAGUUGCACUAAUUUCUUCAAUCAACGGACAAGGCGAGCAUAACGAGUGAAACUAGCGAAAAUUGUUUGGCAGGCAGCAAAAAGUCAUUAACGAAAGGCAGGUCAAGAGAGAGAUUCAGAGGGAGAAAAAUGUGUGGGUGGAAUGGAAUAUGAGAGAGUGAGAGAGAGCCAGAGAUCAAGACAAAGUCUUUGUUUAAUUUAAUGUUAAUGUUUAAUGUUACUUGAAAAAAUUAAAAUUACAAAUCACCAUUGCUCUCUUGCUCUAGUCUCUGCAAUUGUUUAUCUCUCUCGCGGUUGCUCUCUCUUUCUCCCGCUCUGCCAAGUGAAUUAAAUGAAACGACGCGACUUGAAAAAGUUGGAGCCCAGCUUUAUUGUUGUGCUAUUUCGUUUCUGUCUCCCGUCGCGUUCGUUUGUGUUUGGCGCCGUGGCGCUCCAGAAAUAGCGGUGAAUCGUUACGCCUGUGCCUACUCCACCUUCGCCAGCUCCAGCUCCAGCUCCACCUCCAUCUCCUUCCACUUGUAACGCUCCCUUAAACGCUUAAAAACGGCGCCCACAACAACAAUGCCUUAUCAGCCAGCCAACAGCGGCGGGACGUCUGGCGGCAGCAAGGCGGCGGCCAAAAUGGCCCAGCUGAAGUUCUGGAACAAGCAGAACAGCAGCAAGCAGCAGCAGCAGGACAAGGACAAGGACGCCGCCGACGGGGGCAGCAACAUCAGUGGCGGUACCGGCAGCAACAGCAACGGCGAUGCCAAAAGCGAGGCGAAGAGCGGCAAGCGCAACUGGCUGCACACGCCGGAGCAGCUCAUCAGCGGACACGCGGUCUAUCUAGUCAAGUUCUUUGGUAACCUGAGCGUGGACCAGCCCAAGGGCAUUGAGGUGGUCAAGGAGGCCAUUCGGAAGCUGCAGUUCGCCCAGCAGAUGAAGAAGGCGGAAACGGGCACCCAGGAGAAGUUCAAGAAGCUGGAGAUCACCAUUAGCAUCAAGGGCGUGGCCAUCCAGGAGCCGCGCACCCACAAGAUCCUGCACCAGUUUCCGCUGUACAACAUCUCGUAUUGUGCGGACGAGAAGGGUGUGAAGAAAUUCUUCAGUUUUAUUGCCAAGUCGUCGAAGACGCGCGACGGCAGCGAUCCGGCGACAAAUGGCCAUGCGAACGGAAAUGGCGAUGGCAGUGCCAAAGCGGAGGAGAGCCACGAGUGCUUUGUCUUUAUUUCGAACAAAUUGGCCUCGGAUAUCACGCUGACAAUUGGUCAGGCCUUCGAUUUGGCUUACAGGAAAUACAUGGAAGGCACUGAGAAGACGAAUCUGAGCAAGGCGCAGCAGCAGAUUAAUCAUUUGCAGCAAACUGUGAACGCUUACAAGGAGCGACUGCGCGAAAUAUCCGCCAAAUUGCCAAAGGCCGAGCUGGAUGCCCUGCUCUUCAAUAUGGGCAUCAAGGACGUUCUGGAAGCGCCCGUCACAGAGUUGCCGAAUGGUAUCGAGGUGGCUACCGAAGCCCUGAGCAACGGCAAGCUGGACGAUGACAAGCUGCUGAUUGACACCAAUUCCACCACGGCAUCGACCCACUCGGCGUCGCCCAGCUCCUUCUUGCCCAUAGUCCCGCCGCGGAACAAUCUGUCCAGCCAGAUUAGCAUCGGCGGCAAGAGCAACAGCCAGAAGAUGGACGAGCUGUUGCUCAACUCCGAUUCCGACAGUGAUUUCGAUCCGCGAGCGGACGAAAUUCAGGACAACGUGAGCAAUGGCCGGAAUGCUAUUAGCAACGAUCUGUUUGGCUUUGAGCCGGCCAAGAGCUUUGGCCAGCAGCUGUUUGUUAACAACAACGAUCACAAGCUGCAGAAUAACAACACGAACAGCAGCUUACUGAUCACUAGCAAUAAUAACAGCAUCAACAGCAGUGGCUUCUCCAGCGAGCUGAACAUUACGCCGCCAUUGUUGGCGCCGCCGCCAAAGAUUGCUGCGCCCAGGCGCCUUAACUCGGUGACAACGGGCAACGGCCUGAAUGGCAACACAGACCUUUUCGGUUCAGAUCCCUUUGAAAUGAACAAUGGACCAAUCAUUUUCAAGCAAAAUCAACUGAACCUUGAUGACUUCUCGCUGGAGAGUUUGGAUCCCCUGCGCAAGUAGAGCGGUGCUACCAAGGCCAUUUUCACUUUUCAACUUGAUUGGAACUUUUGGACAUCCUUUUGCGGUGUCCCUUAGUUUAUCCUUCUACGUUUCUCCGUUUCGCAUGCAUUCCAAUCCAAUUGCAAUUUGAUUUAUUUAAUGUGUAUUAUUGUUUAUAUAUUGUAUUGUAUUUAUUAUCAUUGAUUUUUGUCGAUUUUAUAUUGCAUAUUAUGAUUUCUACUAUUAUUAUUAUAAUUAUAAAUACGAUUAUUAUCUGAGAUGGAGAUCAAAAGAACACAACAACAACCAAUCGCAAUGCACUUUGUUUAAACGUAUCAAUUUGUUGCUGUAGUUAAAUAGAUUAAUUGAUUGUCGAGAAAAGCGAAAGAAAACUGUUAACAAGUGAUAAUGUGAAAAAAUGCUAAGCAAUGCUAACUAACUGAAUGUGAGAAAUUUGUAUAAAAUAAUUAUAAAGAUAUAACCGCAAGCAAAUGAUGAAUCGAUUAUUGUAUAGAGCCGGAAUACGAGGAGAAUGAAAGCAAAAUGAACAAUAUUUAAUGUUAUCGAUGCAAUAUAGAGAAAUAUUAUUAUUACUAUUAUUAUUGUGUAUGUAAAGAAUAAAAUGUAGUGCCUAAAAGAAAA